This is a messenger RNA of Brenthis ino (lesser marbled fritillary), 1398 nucleotides long. Lineage: Eukaryota; Metazoa; Arthropoda; Insecta; Lepidoptera; Nymphalidae. The record is from the annotation of a GenBank genome assembly.
AUGCAGACAUACAUAUUUGUGUUGUUCGUCACAGUAUAUUUAAUUCCGGAGUCCUUGGCAAAAGCCAAAAGAUUUUCCAGACUGCAGACAGAUCCGUUGUCGAAAACACGUUGUGAUUUGGUAUGCUUAGAUGCCAGCAAGGAAACUAGAUCGCAGUGUCGUUCAACAUGCCGUUCCGAAGAACGGAAGCCGGGUACGUGUCCGGAAGGAGACUUUCCUCGAUGGAUGGCAGCCUGCGUAGAAGCAUGCAACCAGGACUCGCAAUGUACUGGCACACAACGUUGUUGUAAACUCGGAUGCAGUUCUAUGUGCAGCGAACCUAUUGAUCUACUUACUGUACCAGGCUUGCCAGCUCUACCAGUGAUUGAAGAAGCUAAGGAAAGGCGAAGAGCGAUCCAAAUAAAAUGGUCAGAUGGCGUUGGUGAUGCAGCAAGAGCUGUACCGGGGCGAGUUCUUUACAUCUUGGAAGAACAACAUCAUUUAGGUCCUAAAUAUGAAGAAGCGAGGCUUGGUGAUUGGAAUCUUAUAUUAAGAACCAAUAAGACUAAAGUGUCUCUUAAAAAUCAAUUAAAGCCAGGGCGGUGGUAUCGUUUUCGAGUAGCUGCCAUUAGUGCAUCUGGUACACGUGGAUAUUCUACACCAAGUGCCCCGUUUACUCCAAGAAAAGGACCCAGGCCGCCACCGCCACCAAAAAAAUUGAAAGUCUUGCCAAUUCGAUCGAACAAUAAUACGGUAACAAUACGUCUGGAAUGGAAGGAGCCGCGAUCUGAUUUGCCGGUUAUGCGCUACAAAGUUUUCUGGAGCAGACGAGUUCGGGGCUUAGGAGGAGAAUUAGAUUCUGUUCUUGUUAAUCAUCAAACCGUUCCAAAGGAACAAACUUACGUCGAAAUUAGUGAUUUACAACCGAAUUCAAUGUAUUUCUUACAAGUACAGACUAUCAGUAUAUUCGGCCUCGGAAAACUUCGCAGUGAAAAAGCAGCAAUUUUCUAUAACACAACGAACGCUACAGAAGGAAAUGCGCCAGAGGCUCUUACAAGGAGAAAGGAUGAGAAAAUUAUUACAGGUGUAAAAUUAAAUAAAUUUAUAUGGUUGGACCAUAAAAUAAAAGCAAAAAUUUCAUGGCAACCCACACUAGCAGCUAAAGGACAUCGGAGACGAUAUUACGUUCACUGGAAAACAAUAUCAUGUCAACAUCCCAUUAAGGAGCUAAAAGAAUUAUCGGCAAUAACAGAGCAAAACUCAUUCGAAAUAUAUGAAUUAGAUUAUAGGUGUAAAUACAGAAUAAACAUCAACAGAUCAUGGAAAACAAAAACACCAGACUCCGAAUUUGUUUUAACUGUUCCUGAAUGUAAUUAUUUUAAGAAAAAAGUAACAUCUGCCAAUGUUAAUUGUAAGCCC